Messenger RNA from Eimeria tenella, 1134 nucleotides. RefSeq names its product splicing factor 3a protein, putative. The transcript is spliced from 10 exons. Gene Ontology annotation, molecular function: zinc ion binding; RNA binding. Bases 1 to 1134 code for a protein of 377 amino acids. Lineage: Eukaryota; Apicomplexa; Conoidasida; Eucoccidiorida; Eimeriidae. The record is from RefSeq and is a predicted model, not a curated record. Gene Ontology annotation, cellular component: spliceosomal complex; nucleus. Gene Ontology annotation, biological process: mRNA splicing, via spliceosome.
AUGGACAAAAAUGGAAAAAAAUUGAUCAAAAGUUGCAAAGACUUCACCUCGCCAGAGACAGAAAGUCUUUCCCUGCUGCGCCUGCGGAAGAAGGGCGCGUCUGAGGAGCAGCUGCAGCAGCGGGCGCUGCUGCUGGAGGAGACAAAGGAGACAGGAGACUACUUGGGCUUUCUGCGGGGCCUCGGGGACUUCUCCAAAAUUCCCCGCCACUUGAAGUACAAACAAAAAGACUUCAAAGACUUUCUGCAGGAGACAGCGGAGUACCUCCAGGACUUCUUCUUCAGACUCAACCCGCUUGCCGACCAAAACAAGGUUUUGGAAAGUUUCGAAAAAGACUUCGACAGUCUCUUCUCGCGGAGACAGUUUGUGGGGUGGCAAGAGCCCACCCGCAGCAGCAGUCUCUACUGUCCCGUCUCCGACAAGUUGUUUGCAACUCCCAGCACUUUUCAGCAUUACCAACAGGGAAGUGGAUAUAAGAAGAAGCUGCUGCAGGCAGCAGAGCGAUCUGCUGCAGCAGCAGAAGCAGCAGCAAAAGCUUCGGAGGAAGAAGACCGCCAAAUCGCCUUUUUGGAAUUUCGAAUCAAAACCCUAGCCGACAUGUUGCGCGAACAAAUCAACCAAACGAUUGCUUACCAUCAAAAGAAACAAUCCACCAACGCAGAGGAAGCUCUCGAGGAAGACGAGCAAGACUCCACUGACGAAGAAGAAGCGGCGGCGCCAGAGGAGGAGAGCGAGGCGGAGGAAGAUGAAGGGCCAGUUUACAAUCCUUUGAAUCUUCCUCUUGGGUUUGACGGCCGCCCCAUCCCCUACUGGCUCUACAAACUCCACGGACUCGGUCAAGAGUUCAAAUGCGAAAUUUGCGGAAACUUCAGCUACUGGGGCCGCAGGGCCUUCGAGAGACACUUCGCCGAAUGGAGACACUCCUUCGGCAUGCGCUGUCUCAAGAUUCCAAACACCACUCAUUUCAAGGAAAUAACGAAGAUAGAGGACGCGAUUCUGCUUUAUGAAAAGCUGAAGCAGCAGGCCGAGGGACACGCCUUCAAACAAGACCAGGAGUUGGAGUGCGAAGACGCGGACGGAAAUGUAAUGAGCCUCAGGGCCUUCGAAGACCUGAGGAGACAGGGACUUCUUUAA